Cetraspora pellucida is the source of this 2175-nucleotide messenger RNA. The record is from the annotation of a GenBank genome assembly. Lineage: Eukaryota; Fungi; Glomeromycota; Glomeromycetes; Diversisporales; Gigasporaceae.
AUGAAUAACACAGAAAACGCCACCGAAAAACAAGAUACCAUUGAUGGCACAGACAGCACUACUUCUGGCAAUGACAAUUCAAAAAAACCACCCAAUGAUACAAUAGAAGGAGUCCUAGAUUCCUCGGACGCUAUCACGGGUUUAACCCAAUCAACAAUAACAAUAGUUUCGGAUACUGUUGCUUCUCUUGGGUCAACAAUUGAGUUACCUUUUACUAAAUUUUUUCCAUUGAUUGGAGAUGUAGCUAGUAUUUUUAGAGAGCUGGUGGAUAUUUAUCAAACUGCUGAGCAUAACAAACGUAUCUGUGGUGUUUUGUUGGAUAGGGUCGGUGCCGCAGAAGCUGCUGUUCGAAACCUAGAUAUUCGGAGGGAUGACAAUAGACAAUUCUUUACUGAGAGAAAUUAUAUAAUAUUUCGAAAAUUUAUUGGUGUAAUUAAACGAAUAAAAAAUUUUGCCAAUGAAAUUUCACAAAUUACUGGGCUUCGGAAAUAUCUUCAGGCAAAAUCAAUUAGUCAGACUUUUAAUGAAUUAACGACUGACUUUGAUGGAUAUAUGAGGUCGUUAAGCUUUUCGAUUACUAUUGAAAAUCAAAUUCAGGCAGAAAAGGACAGACAAGUUUUGAAAGAAGAUACUGAAGCUUUGAAACAGUUCUUGGAUAAAAUCGAUGGUGGUAUUACAGAUAUGGAUCACAAAAUUAAUAUAGUAAUAGAAGAAGUUUAUGCGCUAAAAAGUACUUUUGAGAGACAACAGAAGGCUCAUCAUGAUCAAUGCCCAAUUACUGAAAUAGUCGCUGACGAACUUCUAAAAGCCGAAGACUAUUUCCCUCCAGAAACAGUCCGUGGAAAAGUAGUAAAGCGAACUCGAAGAGCUGAUAUGGUUAAACUAGCCUUUAAAGAAGUAUCAGUCCAACGACUUCCUCAUGACAUGCGUGACAACAUACAUGCACAAGUGACUAUUCUUAAGCGCAUAAGAGACUCCCAAGAAAUAACCAGAUUCUUUGGCCUUGCCAAAGAAAACGACCUGCUAUAUUUAGUAACUGAAUGGGCAGAAUUUGGAAAUUUAAAAGAAUAUUAUACAAAAUAUCAAGUUGAUUUGGAUUUGAAAUUAAAUUUUGCUCUUGAAGUGUCUCGUGGCUUGAAUUUUUUAGCAUCUGUGCAGAUAUUACAUCAUGAUAUAAGAUCUGAUAAUGUUCUAAUAACUGUGGACAAACAUGCAAAGAUUGCAAAUUUCGGGUUAAGUAGGGGAUUUACUGAUGCUACUAGAAAUAUUAAAGCUGGUAUUCAGAAUGUUCGAUAUAUGGCCCCCGAGAAAUUUCUCGAUCCUAAUUACAAAUAUGAUAUUAAAUGUGAGGUAUACAGCUUUGGUAUGCUUCUUUGGGAGAUUGCUGAACUAAGAAUUCCAUAUAAAGACGAAACAGACAUUUUAGUGAUUCGCGAUUUAGUUGCUAAAAACCAUUAUCGUGAAAGUUUUUCUCACGGUGGAGUACCCAAAGAAUGGAAAGAUCUUGUAAAAGCCGCGUGGAAUCAGGACCCAAAAUUCCGACCAGCCUUUACCGAAAUGUUUUUAGUUCUUCAAAAAUUACGUGAAAAAAAUAGUCCACCAAGAUGCUCACCUUCCCUAAGCCCGGACGAUUCCAUUGAUGAUGAGUUCAAUGACCAAGCAAUCCCCAUUAAUUUUGCCGAAUUCGGUGAUAUAUCCGUAGAAGAAGCAAUAAAGGAAUACCGUAGUAAGAAUGGCAAUAAGCAAAAUGCUUGGAAGUGCUUCGAGGCACAUGCGAAUGCUGGUGACAUCACUGCUAAAUAUUGGAAAGCCUAUUUCCUUUAUUAUAACAUUUUAAAUUGGCCAGAGUCCACACGUAAAGAACGAUUUGAAGAGGCUGCAAAGCUUUUUAAAGAAGCAGCUGACGGGGAUAUGGAAGAGGCACAAUUGAGAUAUGGAAAUUGUUUGUUUAAAGGAGAGGGUACACCAAAGGAUAUGGCUAAGGCUGCAGAAUAUUUUAAGAAAGCGGCCGAUAAUGGAAAUCUAACCGCUAUGUACAAUAUUGGAAAUAUUUAUUAUCAUGGAUAUGGAGUAAAGAGAGAUCUUGUAGAAGGCGAAAGAUUUUUAAAAUUGGCUGCUUAUCGUCAACAAGCUCUAGCUGUGAAAAUGUGUAAACAAAAGAAUAUUGUAUUAUAG